Magnolia sinica is the source of this 1628-nucleotide messenger RNA. RefSeq lists its product as uncharacterized. The record is from RefSeq and is a predicted model, not a curated record. The coding region runs from base 755 to 1045 and encodes 96 amino acids. Lineage: Eukaryota; Viridiplantae; Streptophyta; Magnoliopsida; Magnoliales; Magnoliaceae. The transcript is spliced from 6 exons.
GAGUUUUGGUUCGUUGGAGUGGGCCUGGUAGUCAAGUAAAGCCCAUCAUGGGAUCUUAUGAUCGUGGCCCACUAGUCUGAUUGAUCUCAUAUUUUAGGUUUUGCUUAUUAAUAUUAUUUAGAAUAUCAUGGACGGUUUAGAUUUCUUUGAUUAGUUUUUUUUUUGGUUUACUUCAUCGCCGAGUAAUAGGUUGCGCACAUGGCGCAAGUUUGGGGUAUAUGGUUUUUCUUAUAAAUAGGCACCCCUUGUAGCUUUUUGAUUCAUUGAAGAUUAAUAAAAAUUCUGCGUUUUUUUUACUCUGAGUUCUUGAGUUGUGGAAAUUCAAUUGGGUGCGAAUCAUUCCCUUCAUCGAAGGGCUAACUACUGUGGUGCGAAGCCACGUCUAUCCCGAUUCGCCUCCAUCUUCUACCAUCCGUACUUCUCAUCUUGUAUAAUCAUCUACGACUCAAAUCCGUUCUUUAUUGCAGCAGUUUUCCUCUUUACAGCAGAAUUCCAGAUUCUGGCCCUACAAGAGGGCUGAAACUUCGGCGGAGCACCAUGGACAGACCGCACUUCGGAUCGCCAUGAAACUUGGAGGUUUUGAAGCCCUCCUCUGGCCGACCAGAGCCAAGGAGGAGCUUACCGCAUUCGGCGCCCCCUCGCACGUGCGGCCAGCCCCCUGCGCACGUGUGACAGGCCUGGUCCGCUGUCCGCGCGCGGGAACUGUCUCCAGGACCAAUUUUCUCCCGCUCUGGCUAUUUCACAUAGUUGUUGCAUGAGGCAGAUUCUCUUUACCUGCUCCAUCGUUACCCCACGAUCAUCAUUUCAUGGCAGGGCGGUUGUAAACUCGAAGAUCAUCUUUGUUCCAUUGUUGGCAUUUGAAGUUUUCAUUUUGGUUGACAAUUUCAGGAUGUGUGGAGUUUCAAUGCCGGGAGAUGAUGGUAGCAUGAAUGAUGAGGCUAUUUGGGAGACACUUCCUGAAAAGAUUCGAUGUAGAGUUUGCUUCGAGGGUGUGAUUAACAUGGUCCUACUUCCAUGCAGGCAUCACAUCCUUUGCAGAGCUUGAUCCUAAAGUGCAUACACAUAAUUGUAGCAAUAUUAGAAGCUGAUCGCACUUGAGAGGUGAGAACAUCCUUUCAAGCUUUUCGCCAUGAAUCAUAAAAUAGUUAUAGUUCAUUCAUUCUAUUAUUUGAAGUUAAACUUCCUAUAUCAUAUGUAGUUCACAUAGUUAGUAUGCUUUUACAUGUCAUUAUAUACUCUAAUAUGAUUGGAUUUUACUCAUGCAUGAUUUAGAAUUGUUGUAGUGCAAAUUAUGCUUUAUUGUUAAUUCACGUGCAUUGUUAGCAUACACGAAUGAAUUUUUGAAUGAUUCAUGCUAAGAAAUAAAUUAAUGAUUUUUCUGAUCUAAUCUAUGUAUGUUGGGACAUGUGAAAUGGUUUUCCACAUUAAGAACCCAAUUUGAGACAUGAUCCGUGUGGAUGACGUAUAUGGAAAACUAUUCACAAGAGGACUAUAUGUUGUUUUGUUGAGAACACACCUCAUUAGACCAUGCCUUGUAACUUAGUUAACCUAUUUUAUUUAUGAACUUAAUAUCAUGAUGUUUUAUGAUUUUGACAUUACUUUGUAAUAUGUUUUGGUGUCCUAAGUGU